AUGACAACUUCCUUCUCAUUUUCACCUUCGGCUGAAGCAACACCAACGAUAAGAGAAGAUAAUUUUGGGGAAACUUUAGGGAUCAGGGCCAACCUUCAACAUCAAGAUAUUGGUCCUCCUGAUUUGAUCCAUCGUUCCAUUUAUGCUGGAUCAAAAUCGGCAUUAUAUAACCAAAACGAUUUUGUUAAAGAUAAGCAGAAAAAAGAUGAUGAUGGUUAUGUUGGAUAUUAUCAUUUUGUUAAUGGAUUGAGGCCACAAAGUAGCGAAAAUUAUAUUAUGGAUAUUGUGAAAUAUGGAGCUCCUUAUAAACGAGACGUUAUAGUUACUUAUUGCACAUAUAACAUAUUCAGCAAAUCUGAUUUUCGAGUAAAAUAUAUAAUACAUCAUAAAGAUUUACUGGUUGAUCGGACAUACCAAAUUGCAGGUCGAACAGUGACAGAUAUCCCAGUAAAUUAUUUACAGGAACUUGAUGCCUCACAAAUAGUACGAUUCAUAUAUUAUUUGGAUAACCUAGACGACCAAUUUGUUGGAUUAGUUAACUUCCCUGACUUUGUUAAAGAUAAAGAGGCGAUAGCUACAUCACUUGAUAUAUUGGCAAAACAUCUUCGUAAAGGAUUUAUGACAGGAACAUCAUCUGCGUAUGGAGCUCCAACUUCAUGUGGUAAUGACAAAAAGACAAACUACUAUCGUAAUCGAUUGGUUGAUGCCAUAAUAAGAUUGGAAAAGUUGGGGGAUUAUAACAUUAGUCAACUGAUCAAACUGUCUUAUGGAGACGAGUUCAAUUAUGUGAUUCUUAAAUUAAUCAAAGAUGAACUUGAAUAUAUACAAUUGAUUAAUGAUUCUAUAAAGGAUAACUUGUAUUCUACACAUCUGGCAUUGAUAUUAGUUGAGCAAGUGAAAUUUCUCAUAUCAAAAGAGCAAUAUAAGUUAGCUUUGGAGAUUGCGAAAAAAACGAUAUUGAUAUUGCCAUUAGAUUAUGAUUGUUGGUUUUAUUUGGCAUUGUCAUAUAUUUUAGUUAAAGACAUUGAAAAUGCCUUACUUGUUAUCAAUUCGUUGCCUAUUAUUAUAAAUAAAAACAAAGGUGCACAUGAUCCACCGGAUUUGUUUGUGUCGACGUUUAUUGAACGACUCGAGUUGGAAGAAGUCAUUUCCGAAAAACUGUUUUACGAAUACUUCCCUAAUCCUAAAAAUACCAAUGGUGAGCAUAUUGCUUCUAUUCGGAAAAUGUGGAAUGAUUUAUUCUUAUUUAAUCCUUUGUCUAGGCAUCCUAUUGUGGGACAACACUUUUCCCAAUCGCCAUUGGUCAACAGCUCUGCUAUUGAAAUCGCGUCUGUGGAUACCAUUCUUGUCAAAACAUGUGCACCAAGCUCCACUAAAAAUGCAUUUGCAUCUCAAUCAGCUGGUUCAAGUGCAUCUUCGAUUUUGAAUUAUGCUCGAAAAUCAACUUGGGGACGAACAUAUGAUCUCUUGUCAUUUAUGGUAGCACUUGUCGGAUGGGAACACGUGAUUUCGAUUAAAGAAAGAUUGUUUAAGCUGAAUGUCGAAUCUACCACUGCUGGAAACAACAAUUACGUUGUAAAUCAUGGGGCCAAGGAACGGUUAGUGACAUGUGAAGCUUGGUUAGAACAGUUGUUUAUUACGAUUUAUGAAGAUCUCCGGACACUAAUGAUUACUAUUGCCAACAACACAAAUCAAGAACGAAGUGCCUUAGAAUGGGAAAUGAUAGGUUUGUUAGGGUGGCUGGUGAAACACAAUUUACGAGAUUCCAUCAGCCUGUUGGUUACCAGUGUUAUUGGCAAGAAUGUUCAAGGUGAGUUUGAUUACUUUGGUACCGUGCAACUAUUGGAAAUAUAUGACGAGUUUAUUCUUGACAGCCCUGGAUAUAUGGACAGUUAUAAUGGCAAGUUUUUAAGCAAUAAAUUGAUCUUAAGGGUUUCUAGUAAACAAAUGUGUGACAGCUUGGUAAAAUCAUUGGAAAAAGAAUAUUUCAAACUUGAUUUUGUACUUCUUGCAAUAAUGAAGUUGGUUAGUUGGAAUGUGCGAUGGUAUCAAUAUGUUCCUGAUUAUCUUGUAAUGAGUAUUUUACAGAAAUUGAUUGCGAAAUAUGAUCUGGUUUACAUUAUGACCACCAUCAGAAUCAUAUUUGAACAGAACAAGAAGCAGAAAACUACUAAAUCCUUAUUUGGGAAAAAGAAGAAAGAGGGACCCUAUGAAUUCGUCGAAGGUGACACUAUAUAUGACUAUAUGGAUUAUCUUGUCAACUGGAUCGAUAGUAUAUACUGA
Candida dubliniensis CD36 is the source of this 2283-nucleotide messenger RNA. RefSeq names its product Chs6p (gene CHS6). NCBI's taxonomy places the organism in Eukaryota, Fungi, Ascomycota, Pichiomycetes, Serinales, Debaryomycetaceae. Gene Ontology annotation, cellular component: exomer complex. The record is from RefSeq and is a predicted model, not a curated record. The coding region runs from base 1 to 2283 and encodes 760 amino acids. Gene Ontology annotation, biological process: Golgi to plasma membrane transport. The transcript has a single exon. Gene Ontology annotation, molecular function: protein binding.